This is a messenger RNA of Nematocida major, 1146 nucleotides long. RefSeq lists its product as uncharacterized. Bases 1 to 1146 code for a protein of 381 amino acids. The record is from RefSeq and is a predicted model, not a curated record. Lineage: Eukaryota; Fungi; Microsporidia. The transcript has a single exon.
AUGCACGGAAAUAUAGAGGCUGCUCUGAAAAGGUGCGACUUGAAGGAAAGACUUAACGAAAUAUACGCGCAGGAGAGGCGCAGCAAGCCCACGCGGAUAGUGCUGGGAAAUACUUCGUGCGACCAGGACUCGUUUCUGGGGGCGCAUGUCCUGGGGGUGGUUGAGGGCCGGAUUCCUGUUGUGAAUAUGCCCAGAGAAGUGUUCUCGCAUAAGCUGGACUUGUGUUUUAUGGUUUCCCUCAUGGGGCUGGAGCUGGACGACCUGGUUUUUCUGGAGGAGUCAGAGGACGGCCCUGUGCUUGUUCGGGGGCGGCAGAGCAUUUCUAUUCGAGAGUCUCCUGUUAGCGCGUUUUUGGUAGACUUUAGCAACCCCGAAAAAGAGCUGCUGGCGUGCAGUGCUUUUUCUGUCGAGCGAAUAAUUGACCAUAGGCAGGUCUUGGAGGGGAGCAGGGUUAUUUUGCAUGUGCAGGAGAUGUGGAUAGACUUGCAUGCUGGGUCUUGCUGCAGCCUGAUAUUUCAUUACAUACAGACCUACUACAGGGACGAGCUGAAGCUGAACCCAGGGCACUUUAAGUUUCUGUUUCUGCUGAGCAUGGCUAUUCUCACAGACACGUCAUUCCUUACAGAGCGCAUACACAAACUGGAUGUUUUGGCGCUGGACCGAAUUCUUGCAUUUACGGGCAUUUCCAUAGAGGAGACUAAGCUGGUUCAUGCCGUGGUUUCCCAAAAGCAGCACUGCGAAAGAGCUGCAAGCACCGACAUAAUUCUCCAAAUGUGCCACAAGCGGCACGAGUAUCCAGACGGCUCCGGGCGGCUCUUUGGCGUCAGCCUGGUGAAGUACGGGUAUGACGAGUGGGUGGCCAGAGACACGCCCAAAGAGUUUCUGAAAAAGAUGCAAGAGUUUACCUGCAGAAAGGGCUAUGAGUUUCUUAUCGUCAACUCCAUAGAAAACGAAGUCCGCGAGUUUUUUGUUUUCUCGCCUCCUGCUAAAGACUUUGCCCAGAAGGUCCUGUACGGAGACUCUGAAGAGCGCAAGCGAGAGGUGGGCGGCCAUCCAGAGCUGCCUGUGUACAGGACAAGCACGUUCUUUGUCGGGAAAAUGGUUAUUCCAAAGAUUUUGCGGUAUUUAAAGAACAUGCCCGGGUAG